UAUGCAAUCACUAUAAGUGAAAUUACAUAUUACUGUAAGACAUUGUAGAUUUGUAAAAAUAUAACAUGGAAUUGCAGCAGUCACCUGAGGUCGAUGAUUUAGAAGAAAGGGUCAAACUUAGGCGAGAAGCAAGAAGGAAAAAGAUUCUUGAGAAUGCCAAAAGUCGGUUAGAAAAAUUAAGCAUGAGACAAGGUGGAGAUGGCGACAGUGAUUUGGUGCGCCGACGUUCUAAUCAUCAGAUACAAGAAACUAUUGAGUAUUCGGAUCCAGAAGUUGAACCCGAUAUUCCAGAAAAUUUACAAAUGCCGUUUCAACAUUUUCAACAAUUUGAAAACACAUUCAAAGGAUUUGAAAGCAGUUUAAACCAAGAAGAUGUACUAGAAAAAGAAAAACCGUUCUUAAAAUAUAAAUUGCAUGUUGUGUUAGCUGUGACAGUUGCAUAUAUUACAUCUUUAAUAUUAAAUGAAAGUGAAGGAAAAACGUUUUUUGUGAUAAUACCAGUUGCCUUGGUUAUUUUAUCUGAUCUUACAAUAUUUCGACAACAAAAGCAGCGUAAUCCAAUGAUCAAUAUGCUAGUGAUCUUUGGACUACGAUCCCAAGAAAUUGUACAUGCAUUAGAUGUUGUCUCAAAACUACAAAACAUUAUGGCAGAUUUGUCAAUUUUCAUUUUUUACUUUUGCAUAGUUACUUGUUUUGGUAAUCAAUUUGUCCAUCUAGCUGAUAUAAAUUAAAAAAUAAAUAUCAUUAUUUUAUUGUGUGAAACUCACUUGUACCGAUUUA
This is a messenger RNA of Bactrocera tryoni, 780 nucleotides long. RefSeq lists its product as uncharacterized. Bases 66 to 731 code for a protein of 221 amino acids. The transcript is spliced from 2 exons. The record is from RefSeq and is a predicted model, not a curated record. NCBI's taxonomy places the organism in Eukaryota, Metazoa, Arthropoda, Insecta, Diptera, Tephritidae.